Molecule: messenger RNA, 2448 nt
Organism: Durusdinium trenchii
Lineage: Eukaryota; Dinophyceae; Suessiales; Symbiodiniaceae
Source: the annotation of a GenBank genome assembly
AUGCCUGGCCCAGAUGGCCUUCAGAUGCCUGGCUUUUGCCUUGUGGUCUGUGGCCUCUGUGCCUGUGGCGGCCGGUGGCGAGGAUCUACCUUCUCUUUUAGCACUUUGGUCUUGAAUGCUUUCGUUGGUCUUCGACCAAAUUGGCUGUCCUCGCUCUCUCAGGUUGCAAUGCUGUCGAGAGAUGAGGAGCACUUGCUUAAGCAGCAUUUAAGCCUGUGGCGCGAGAUUGGCGACUGCUUUCUCAUUGGCUUGGACUCCAGAAAUAAGGACCGCUCGGAGGCCACGGCACGACGGCUCUUGGUGCCCAAGGAGCUGGAGGUCUAUCACUUCGAUUUCGUUGGCUUCGGUCCGGCCAAGUCCCAACUUUUGCAGGAGAGCUACCAGAGGUUUCCGAAGAUUGACUAUGUCCUUCUGGUUGAGCCUGACAUGCGCCCCGUGUCAACGACCUUCAAGCGUUCUGCCUUGCGGCAGAGGGAGGUCGUGUAUGCCGUCCGACGCUCUGGGAAGGAGUCUCGAGGAGAGCGCUUGGCCGACUCGGUCUUUCGCAACGAUGGGCGCUGGUAUUUCAAGUUCCGCGUGCAUGAGAGCCCCAUCUACCGGCGAGCCGAGGGCCAUCCGGGUGUGCCGAACCAGGUGAGUGACACUGGCUGGGCAGUGCUGGAAGUCACUGGAAGUGUACGGGAUGCACAGCAGCGGCACAAGAGAAUCAGAGAGGAGCUUCGGCUGGUGGGAGAGGAUUUGCGAGACUAUCCGGGGCACCCACGCCUGAGCUACUAUGCUGGCGCCUUGCGCUAUGAACUCGCUAUGGAGCUUGGGUCUGAUGUGGAGCGGCAGGAGCUGGCACGGGAGGCGGUGAAGAUCUUGCAGCGAAGAUCCCGUGAUGAUGCAAAAGGUCAGGAAGAGGAGCAGCAGCGCUCCGCUGCUGCGUACUUCUGUGGCCGAAGCUAUUGGGAUUUGCUCGGUGAUGUGAGAAAGGCAGAGAAGUGGUUGAAGACAUCCUCCAAGCUGGAGAGGGGUUUCUUGUAUCCACGUGUGGCACUGAUCCAGCUGCUGUUUCAGCAGCAGCGGUACGUGGAAGCGCUGGAGGAAGCUCAGAGCGCCGAAGCGGAGUUGCUGCCGCAGCAGCCGCGGCUCUUUAUGGACAGUGGCCCGCUCCAUGUGUGUGAUGUGCCGCUCCUCCUGAGCAAGGAGCUGGGCUCAGCGGCCUCUGGGAGCGGCGAGGGGAGCUCCUGGCACGGUGUGAGGGAGGCCUUUGUGUUGAAGCUCACGUGGAGAGGUGAACGCGCUGACCUGCGUGGCCAUGACUCGGUAGCGGUGGAAGCACACCAAGAUUGCAUGCUGCAGUUGCGUGCUUGCCGCCCUGGUGAGUCGGGCUUGCAGCUGGUGGGGGCCGUGCCGCUCUACCUCAAGAAGCACAGUGAGGGCGAAUUCUGCGAAGAAGCAGACUGGAUUGAGGCUUCGUGGAGGCAUAAGAACUCCCACUGGCCACGACUUUUUGUGGGCGUGCCUUUCACACCUCACCGUGGCCGACGCCUGAUCACUGCAGCUUGGUUGCCUGAAGUUGAACGCACCGAGGUGGAGAGAGAACUUUUGGAAGGUCUUCGAGCCAUUUCUGUUAGAACGAAGAUCAGUGUCAACAUUGGAUUUCCCACGGAGGGUGAGGGACACACCUUGAAAGACCAUGGCUUCGUGAUGCGCUUUGCCAGACAAGCGUGGUGGAGCAAUCGGAUGCCAGAGCGUUACAAAGAUUUCCAGGAUUUUUUGCGAACGUUGCGCGUGAAGAGGGCGCGGGAGAUUGCCAAGCAGAGAGCAGAACUCAAAGAGGCCAUAAGCAAGCUGGGAGGGCACAUCCAAGUCAUUGACGGCUCCAGAACGCCAUCUGCGGUCACCCCUGAGUUGCUGUCAGAGGUGUUCGAUGCCUGCUAUGCCCCGACCCAGUUGAAGCAUGGCAACUUUGAGAAUAGAAAAGGCGAUCCCAGAUAUCCCAGGUUCGACCUCACCAGGGACUUCUUCACUCGGCUGGGCGAACGGAUUCCUCAUCGAAUACUGCUGGUUCUCGCCCGCCAAGGCGAGCAGAUCCUUGGUGGAGGGUUGUUCUUCAUCAAAGCCGGGCGGAUCUAUGGCCGGUACUGGGGGUGCAGAGAGGAACGGCCCGACCUGCCAUUUUUGCACUUCGAGUGCUGCUACUAUGCAGCCAUCGAACACGCCAUCCACCACGGCUACGAGCGAAUUGAGCCCGGAAAUGGCGGAGGCGGCGUCUGCCAGGUGCAACGGAGGCGAGGCUUCAACCCUGUCCCAACCUCCUCCUAUCACUUCAUCCCGGAUGAAGCGCUGCGGGAAGAGGUGACCCAGCUUGCCCGGGAGGCGGCCAAGGUCCAACCCUCCUGGACGGUACAACGAAAUUCUGCUUAUGCACCAAAGCCGCGAGAAUACCGCGAUGCUGUAUGA